This is a messenger RNA of Fusarium sp. VM40, 1137 nucleotides long. The record is from the annotation of a GenBank genome assembly. NCBI's taxonomy places the organism in Eukaryota, Fungi, Ascomycota, Sordariomycetes, Hypocreales, Nectriaceae.
AUGUCGUCCUCUUCGUCCCGCGUGGUUGACAUCCACACCCAUAUGUACCCUCCCUCUUACAUCCGCAUUCUAGAAUCCCGCUCCAAUAUCCCUCUUGUUCGCAAGUUCCCCCAGGCUUCCGACCCCAGACUCAUUCUCCUCGAGGCCGAAGUCAAAGCCUUGGAGGAAGCGACACAAAAUCCUGAGGCAAAACCACCUGGACGGCCUUUGACAUCGCAUUAUGCGUCGCUUGCGCAGAAAGUGCACUUUAUGGAUACGCACAAGAUUGACAUAUCCGUCAUCUCCCUAGCGAACCCAUGGCUUGACUUUUUGAGUCCUUCCGAGUCUGGCGAUAUAGCAGAGUCUGUUAAUCAAGAGUUCUCCCGUAUGUGCGGGGAGCACCCAGGAAGACUCUUCUUCUUCGGUACGCUUCCUCUAACAGCAGCUCUUGAAACCGUGCUCGCCUCUAUAAAGCAUCUCCAAACACUCAAGUACUGCCGGGGCGUUAUCCUGGGCACCUCAGGGCUCGGCAAAGGCCUAGACGACCCUGAUCUUCUACCCAUCUUUGAGGCCCUUGCCCAAACAAAUAUGACCAUCUUCCUGCACCCUCACUAUGGUCUCCCGAAUGACGUCUGGGGACCUCGAGCGAGCGCCGAGUACGGCCAUGUUCUCCCCUUGGCUCUCGGCUUUCCCAUGGAGACGACAAUUGCCGUGGCGAGGAUGUACCUAGCAGGCGUCUUUGACAGAGUCCCAGACCUACGUAUGAUCCUCGCCCACAGCGGCGGAACCCUUCCUUUCCUCGCCGGCAGAAUCGAAAGCUGCAUCAUGCAUGAUGGGCAACUCCUCCGCGAAGGAAAGCUAGCCAAAGGCCGUCGAACAAUCUGGGAAGUGCUGCGGGAGCAGAUCUAUCUCGACGCUGUUAUCUACUCAGAGGUUGGCCUCAAAGCAGCCAUCCAAGCCAGCGGUGCUGAUAGGCUCAUGUUUGGUACCGAUCACCCCUUCUUCCCACCUCUGACAAGCGAUGAGCAGGGCGAGUGGGAGAGCGUGAGCCUGAACGCAGAGGCCGUUGGUCGUGCGGUGGGGGAAGACACAGCGGAUUUCAAAAAUGUCAUGGGAAUGAACGCCGUCAAGAUACUGCGACUUGAUAGUGAAUCAUGA